Molecule: messenger RNA, 322 nt
Organism: Racocetra fulgida
Lineage: Eukaryota; Fungi; Glomeromycota; Glomeromycetes; Diversisporales; Gigasporaceae
Source: the annotation of a GenBank genome assembly
AUGCCCGAAACCUUGGUUUGGUGUACUUGCAGUGUUUGCUCAUUAAGUAAAGAUGGCGGCUCUUGGAAACUAAAAAGUGCUAGAACUCGGCAUCGGAGACGUGAUAGGCGAAAUGUGCGAAGCCCUAGUAAUGAUUUAGAAUUACAAAAUAAUAUUCAAAAUCAAGCAGCAUACGGUUUUUACCAAGAAACAUUUGAGCCUGAACUUUAUAAUCUAGAAAAUGAUGGUAUCGAUGAAUUUGAAAAUGGGUUAGACUGUGAUGAUGAAUUCGAAGGUGUUGAUGAAUUUGAAAAUGGGUUGGACCGUAAUGAUGAAUUCGAAG